UACCGCGCGACGCUGGAAUCUUCCGGUGUCCGUCCCGAUGGCGAGCUAAAGAUGUGGGCUCAGUUGCUUGUGCUGCUUGUGUUUCUUUCCAAACCCGCUUGUUGUGUUUUCCAGACGUUUUACUGCACAUUUUCUGACAGCUGCGACUGUGACUUCCGGCCCAAUGUCCGAGAGUUGGAGUGGGACCUCUACAAGAACGUCUAUGGCCAACAUCUGGCUCAGGACAUCAUCUCUGAGGAGUUGUCCAAGUUCCUUCAGAAUAAAAGCCCAGAGAAGCCCCUGGUUCUGUCUUUCCACGGCUCUACCGGGACCGGGAAGACGCUGGUCAGCUCCAUGCUGGGGAAUCACCUGUACGGCUCGGCCAUGAGCAGCCCAUACGUCCACCGCUUUAUUCCCACGCUGCAUUUCCCCUCGGCUGGCGAGGUGGACCGGUACCGGGAGCAGCUGAAGGGCUGGAUCCAGGGGAACCUGACCGAGUGCGCUCGCUCCGUCUUCAUUUUUGACGAGAUGGAGAAAAUGCCAUGCGGGCUCAUCGACGUCCUGGAGCCUUUCCUGGGUCCUUCGCACGUCGUCUUUCGCACAAACUACCGCAAAGCCAUCUACGUCUUCAUCAGCACGGCAGGUGAGGAGGUGGUGAACAAAGCGGCCCUGGAGCAGCGUCAAGCUGGACGCGACCGAGAGGAGAUCACGUCCUCCGACCUGCAGGACGCCAUUGCUCAGGCGGUCUACGACAACAACUCCAGUGGUCUCUUCAACUCGUCCAUCAUCCAACAGAAGCUCAUCACGUCCUUCGUGCCCUUCCUGCCUCUGAGUCGCCACCACGUGGAGCGCUGCGCGCGCUCGCAGCUCUGCCAGCGCGGCGCCUGCCAGCGCGGGGAUGUGGUGCGGGCGGUAGGGGACGACAUGACGUACACGCCAACGCCAGGACACUUCUUCUCCGCCAGUGGCUGCAAGAACGUCCCCGCCAAGAUUAACUUUUUCCUGUGAGCUUGGGGCCGACUGUGGCGCGGGACGCCUACGGGAACUUCCUGUUCAUGUUCAUGUCAACAUCAGACCCCCCCCCCCCCCCCCCCCUCCUCCCCCCCAGUCCAAUCGGACUCAUCAAGUCCAUAAUCGGACUCAUCAAGUCCAUAUUUGAGUUUUUUUUUUUUUUAAUGAAAAGUGGACACUGCUGUGAGAAACACCUCAUCUUAUGGGAUCAACGUGAAGGAGCUGCAGGACGAACCACGUGAAGCUUUCAUCUUCUCUCCAGAACCUUAUGAACAAAACGCUUAUUUUAAUAAUAACGUAUUUAAAAAGUAUCAUCCAUAAAGUACACGUUGGCGAGUUUUUUUAAUUCAUUGGAUGUACAUCACCUCGUCCUCCAGCAGAGGGCGUCAAGGACUGGCUAGUGAGCACGUGGAUGGAGGAGCAACACACACGAUGCCUUGUUGACGUCUCAGUGGUUCGGCUGCAUAAACAACAUCGCUCGCUACAUUUUUGUCCUUUUUUAAAUACAUGUUCAUAACUUUAGGCUGCUGGUGCGUCAGUACACUUCAGUAAGUACACCGCACUGUCUACUUAGUUCAUGAGCGUGUGAGUUGUGACAGUGAAUUACUGUCAUGACUGUUUACAUUUCUACAUUUUGAUUGAUUUAAAUAUAACAGAAUAAUAUCAAAAAACGGCAAUGUGUUUAUUCAUUAUUUCAAAUAUAAUGAUGUGAUGUUAUAACGAUGUGAAAUUAAGUAUUAAUUAUAUUUGCUUAUUAUAAUGAUCGUGGCAUAUGUGGUUCUUGGUAUGUAACAGGUUGUUACGUGGGUGUGUCAGGAUGGCCGAGCGGUCUAAGGCGCUACGUUCAGGUUGUAGUCUACUCUGUGGGCUUGUGUUAGAAUCCCACUUCUGACUCGUAACUUUUGUAACGUCUGAUACCGCGUGCGGUUUGCUAACGUGAUGGUGAUGGUGGCUAGCUUGGGACCCUCCCUAGAAGCACCUGCGUGCUAAAGUCCUCUUAGUGCAAAUCAUCACACACACGCGUCGCUAGCAUGGGAUAUAUAUUGGCCAUAUUGGCACGUAUUUGACACAGAAGAAAGGCAAAGUGCACUUCAAACACUGAAUGCCGAGUGUGGACAGUGGUCGCCAUCUUGCUUCCUGUUUGUAAUCAGUAAAACAAAAUAGAAUCACUCAAGAAAUCAAAUGUAAAAAUCAUUUAAACUUCAGAAGUAACGAAUGUCUACGCUCAUACGGGUCUCUUCCUCCUACUUCCUGGACAAAAGCCGCUUCCUCUUCCUCGUGGUGCCCCCUUGCCUCCUCCACUUCCCACGAGGAGGGGGGUGCUGCAUUCUUUUCACUAAGUACUUCUUUGUUGGCCUCUUUGACUUGUAAAUGUGUGUACUUCUUACGUGUGUGUGUGUGUGUGAGAGUGAGAGACAAAGAGUUAAAUCCUUUUUUGUGCUCCGUCAUGUUAAAGCCGCCAUCUUUGUUUGGCUCCACCCCCUCACAUCAGGUUUUCAUGUGGAUUGCUAUGAUUGGCUGUGAUAUGAGGGUACAUUGUCUUCAUAUAUGACUGCCCUGAUGAGACUUUUGACAUCUACUGUACAUAUAUAAGGGUGAUGGGGGGGUCUCCAGGACAACAUGUGGACAAAGUGGGUGCACUAGGGG
Dunckerocampus dactyliophorus (ringed pipefish) is the source of this 2637-nucleotide messenger RNA. RefSeq names its product torsin family 2, member A (gene tor2a). Lineage: Eukaryota; Metazoa; Chordata; Actinopteri; Syngnathiformes; Syngnathidae. Bases 52 to 987 code for a protein of 311 amino acids. Gene Ontology annotation, molecular function: ATP binding; ATP hydrolysis activity. Gene Ontology annotation, cellular component: endoplasmic reticulum lumen; nuclear envelope. The record is from RefSeq and is a predicted model, not a curated record. The transcript is spliced from 5 exons.